CCAGCCUCUGUAGGUCAGUUCACGGGAAACCACUAUCAACAGGGCCUGAAUCACAAGACUUACGUGCCAAAAUGUUGCACAAAAUAAUAAAUUUGACAGUCAGGGAUGUGAGAUUCCCUACGUCUGUGGAGCAGCACGGCUCAGAUGCGAUGCACACCGACCCGGAUUAUUCAGCCGCGUAUGUGGUCCUCGAUACGGACCGUGGGCUGAGAGGCUUCGGCCUCACGUUCACUUUAGGAAAAGGCACCGAAAUUGUGGUGUGUGCUGUGGAGGCCCUGGCAGCACUGGUUGUUGGGAAAUCCUUGCAGGAGAUUGUGAGCGACUUCCGGGGGUUUUACCGCCUCCUGACCAGUGAUGGUCAGAUGCGAUGGCUGGGACCAGAGAAAGGAGUGACCCACCUGGCCACUGCUGCAGUGCUGAACGCAGUGUGGGACCUGUGGGCGAGGUCGGAGGGCAAGCCACUGUGGAAGCUGCUUGUUGACAUGGAUCCCGAGCAGAUUGUCUCCUGCAUUGACUUCAGAUACAUCACUGAUGUGCUUACAGAGAAGGAGGCUGUAGACAUACUUGUGAAAGCACAGGAGGGAAAGCAGCAGAGAGAGGAUCAGAUGCAGAAAGAGGGUUACCCUGCGUACACCACCUCCUGUGCUUGGCUUGGAUACCCAGACCAGCAGCUCAAACAGCUCUGCACAGAUGCACUUAAAAGCGGCUGGACCAAGUUUAAAGUGAAAGUUGGCGCCGAUCUAGAAGACGAUAUUCGCAGGUGCCGACUCAUCAGGCAGAUGAUUGGACCGAAUAACACACUGAUGAUCGAUGCCAACCAGAGAUGGGACGUGGCCGAGGCCAUCAGCUGGGUGUCCCGCCUCUCUGAGUUCAAACCUCUCUGGAUUGAGGAGCCCACAUCUCCAGAUGACAUCCUGGGUCACGCUGCCAUCUCCAAGGCUUUGGCUCCACUCGGGAUUGGUGUAGCAACAGGAGAGCAGUGUCAUAACAGGGUGAUGUUUAAGCAGUUCCUCCAGGCCUCUGCGCUGCAGUUUGUACAAAUAGACAGCUGUCGACUGGGCAGCGUCAAUGAAAACCUGGCUGUGCUGCUGAUGGCCCACAAGUUCCAGGUUCCUGUUUGUCCUCAUGCUGGAGGAGUCGGUCUCUGUGAGCUCGUCCAGCAUCUGAUCCUGUUUGACUAUAUCUGUGUGUCUGCGAGUCUCGACAGUCGGAUGUGUGAAUACGUGGACCACCUCCACAAACACUUCACCAGCCCUGUGGUGAUCCAAGACGCCCACUACAUGCCCCCAAAAGACCCAGGCUAUUCUUGUGAGAUGCUGGAGGCCUCAGUGCAGAAACACCAGUACCCUGAAGGAGACGUAUGGAAACUGCACAUGAACAAAUGAGUUUGAAGCCUCAUUUAGACAUAUAAUUAGACUGAUCCUAAGUUUAGUUAAGUGCAGUUACAUUAACAAACCUCAGGCAACUGUAAUUUUUUAAACUGCAUAAUUUCAAUUUUACACUUAAAGUGAACUGCUUAAUUGCUACUUGUUUCCUGAUGCAUGUCAAUGACAUUUCUGUGAAGCAAAAGCUGACAACAAAUCUAACAUCUUUAUUUACAGAAACAGAUUAAUUACAUUUAAAAUAAGCAAAAGAACACAUUUUCAAACAAGAUCAAUUCAGCUAUAGAAAACCCAAGUACAGAUUUGUUUUUAAAGGCUUAGUUCACCAAAAUGAAACAAAAAAUUUACCCACUCGCCUCUUUUUCCAGUAAAAUGUAUGUAUGAUCUUGUUAAUAAAAAUGAAAGUCAAGCAGACAUACUAUAAA
Molecule: messenger RNA, 1807 nt
Organism: Lates calcarifer (barramundi perch)
Lineage: Eukaryota; Metazoa; Chordata; Actinopteri; Centropomidae
Gene: enosf1
Product: enolase superfamily member 1
Exons: 15
Coding region: 72-1385 (437 amino acids)
Biological process (GO): carbohydrate catabolic process; amino acid catabolic process
Molecular function (GO): L-fuconate dehydratase activity; magnesium ion binding
Source: RefSeq, a predicted model, not a curated record